Molecule: messenger RNA, 228 nt
Organism: Clunio marinus
Lineage: Eukaryota; Metazoa; Arthropoda; Insecta; Diptera; Chironomidae
Source: the annotation of a GenBank genome assembly
AUGCCUGUAAUGCGCAUGACAGCAGUCGACAGAUGGAAGAGAGACAAUUUGAAGAGAAGCCCCAAACAAUCAAAUCAUCCCGAUUUCAUUUUAUGGAAACUUUUUCCCUCACAUUUUUUUCGCCUUCAGUAUAUUAAAAGUCCUGACUGUGGCAACGCGAAAAAUCAAGACACAGCAGCAGCAGCAGCAGCAAAAGAAACAAAUUUUCUAUUUUGUGUGUUAUAUUAA